GUACAACUGAGUAGAGAGCGUGAGAGAAUGUAAACGAUGUGGAAAUAUUCGUGGAGUGUUGAAGAUUAUUUUAAUUUGGACUAGGUGUUUUUAACAGGAUAGGAGGGGAAUAGUAUAUCAAGAUGAGGAGGAUUGAAACGAACUUGUAUUGGGGUGUAUGGUGUGGUGGAGUCAUUUAUUCUCUGUACUGCUUUGCUCAAUCUUCUAAAGCGUUUCAGUAUAUGUUGGAUCCCACAGAUUUUGUUGAAGGCUGGUCAUUAUUUUCUAGGCAGAAGGAUAACUCAGAUUAUGAGUGGUUGAUGAUUCAACAUGCUAUCCAGAAACACUGGUUGUGGAUUGUCUUACACAUCUUCCUCAGUCAGAUGUGCCAACACCUAGUUACAACAAAGGGGUUGAACAUCUUUUUCACAGGAUACACAACAUUAUUUUUACUACUCUCUAUGAGUUGGAAGAUCACAGUUUGUUUUGCUGUUUAUGUUCUGCUUAUGUUUGGAGUACACAAACUUGGAAGAAGCUAUCUUUGUUUUGGACUGACAACAACUGUUUUAUUUUUCCUUCAUAAUAACAAGCAUGUAAAUGUGAAAAGCUUUUUAAUUGAUGAUGAAAAAGAAGGUUUUCUAUUAGAUGUUGGAAUGGCAUGGCUUAGUGCAAGAUGUGUUAGUUUUUCCCUUGACAGAAUUUGGCAAGGUCACCAGACAACGAGCUGGGAUGAUGUAGUAUCUAUUUAUGGGUACUGCUUCUACUUGCCAUUGUUUUUUACUGGCCCUAUCACAUUGUAUUCUGAGUUUGUUGAACAACUGAAUACUUCCAAACACUGGACUGCAAACAGAUUAAUUAACACAUUCAUGUCAUUUCUUCACUAUCUUGUGGCGUACUUGAUGCUGGAACUCUUUCAACACUUUGUUUACUCUUCUGCUAUUCAGUUUUACCCAGAAGUGGCAGAUAAUUUUGACUCCUGGACAUUGUGUGGUUUGGGUUAUGCUUUACCUGUGGCUUUUUAUCUGAAAUACUUUGUUAUUUAUGGAGCAGCUGGUACUUUAGCCUCACUGGAUGGCUUGGCUGUUCCUCCUCCCCCGAAGUGUAUCAGUCGUCUUCACAGGUGUACAUUUCUGUGGAGACACUUUGAUAGAGGCCUUCAUCUAUGGAUUUUAAGAUAUCUAUACCAACCAAUUGUAGGGGAAUCUGGAAAGUUAUGUAAAAGAAUAUUGGCAUCUUCUGUCAGUUUUGGUUUUGUUUCCCUCUGGCAUGGAUUGGAUAAGGCUGUUUGUAUAUGGGGAUUUUUUAAUUUUGUUGGUGUUGCAUCAGAAAUGCUGGCAGGCUGGGUUUCUUCUUCCAGGCUCUUCCAAAUAUUUCAGGAAAAUUGGUUAUCUGUUUCUGGUCAGCGGAGAUUUGAGUCUCUCUGUGCAGCUCCAUUUUUUAUGCUGAUGUGCAUUUCUUGUAUAUUUUUCUUGUCAAACUGGAACCUUGGCUGGAAAUUUAUUAAUAAGAUUGCUUUAGGUUUUCCUGUACCCUUGUUACCUGUAUUGUUCAUCAUGUAUUGUGGAGGCCACGUGUCUUUGGAUGUACAAGAAUGGGAAAGAAGAAAAGAAAAAACAACAACAUGAUAUUGCUUAAUUAGUUUGUAUAAAAUUUGUAUAUUUAUACAACUUUGGGCUUUACAUUUCUCUAUACACACUGCAUGACUCUUAGUUAUUCCUGUACUAAGAGAGGUUUCUGUUUGACAAAUAAGCACUUCUCUGGCAAGUAGAAAUUUAUUAAGAACUUGUUCAUCUAUUAAUAGGUGAUAUUUUAUGUCAGAUGUUUUCAUAUCAAAAACAAUUAUCUGAAGUAGUUUUUCAUGGUGGCCAUAUAUUCCAGGCAGACCAAGUACGAAUGUAUGUGCAGCCCAGUAAUUUAAUACUGGAUGACUGAUGAUAACUUUUAUUUUACUUAUAUAUAAAUAAAAUAAGCAUUAAGAAAUUCUUUGCACUUUAAAUUCCAGUCAUCACCUCAAAGUCAUAAGGGAUAUUGUCUGUGGUAAUAGCUCCCAACUGUGUUGGGAUAUCCCAUCUACCAGAGAAAAUCCAAAUGCCGAUGUUAAACUAUCCAGCAAUCAUGGAAAAUCAAUUAAGGGUAAGGAGUUGAGUGCUUACAUCCACAACGUCUCAACUCCUACUGCCUUUCACUGUCUGCAGCUAGUUGUGGGAAAGCAGUAACCCUUAAAAGUUCUUCUAAUUCCUAAAGUAGAAAUGAAAUUAAACCACCCUAAUACUGCCUUCCCCAACUGGCUGCAGACAGUGUAAUAGGCUUCUCUAUCGUGGGAAUGAGAGAGCGUCGUUUGGGGUAACAAGACACCAAUUACAAUAGAUUUUUUUAAAAACCCAGGAUAUGUAGCUGUGAGAGGGUACACAGGUCAACCAACUUGAGGAAAUUUACAAGUAAAGCAAGGAAUAAAUGACACUGAGUCCCAUUCUACACAAGAGGAUAUAUAUACUUUAUUAACAUUGAUGAACAUGAAGACUUGAAGGCUUAUACUGCAUUAACCUUUAUUAACAUGAAGGAUUAUAUUUUUGUCAACAUUGAUUAACAUAAAGGUUUAUACUUUCAGUAACAUUUAUUAGUUCUAUAAUGUUCCUAACCUUAAAACCUCAUCUACAUUACUUAGUUAACUUUAACAACUUUUGCAUUAUACAUCAUGGUUCCUCCUGGCAAUAUUAUCAGUUAAGGGAAAAUAGCAAUAAAACUUAAAUAAAGUUAGUGUAGUGGAAGUCUUGCAUGUGUAUGUAAACUGCCAUUCUGUGUUCUUGUAUAUCUUGGGAACUUAGUUGAAGAACUGGAGCAACUGGAAAACCUGGAAUCCUCUGGAGCAACCUUGAGUCUGGGACACCUUGAUAUCAGGGACAACCUUGCUUUUGGUCCAGAGACAUAGUUUUAAAUGAUUUUCAGCAUAAUCCAUCCAAACUCAUGGGGAUAGACUUCAAGUUGAUUGAUCCAUCAAUUACAGUGGACUCGUCUUUCUUUAGUGAUUGGUGCCCAGUGACCCAGGACUGGACGUCAAAUGACAUAAAAGGUUACGGGAAAGGUUAUUUAUGUAUACAAUUUCUCAUCCUGUCUAGUCUGUCUUGAAUAAACAGUUUUCCAACCAUCUAGUUAGAAUCACCUUACGUGAGAAUCCUCACUUCUCACUGAUAUGUAGAUGAUGUUUAAUACAAUACGAGUUGCUCUUGACAAGUAUGUUCAAUGUUCACCUUUUGUUAGCAUUUCACAACUAAUUUUUCAUAACACAUCCACAAGUCUAUAGCUUAGCUCAUAAGAAAACUUAGUCGAAGCAUGUGUUUGUUUUAAAGGGGCAGUUAAGCUCGAGUGAAAGCUUAGGUGAAGCAUUUGUUUAUUUUCAAGUGCUUCAACAGUGAAAGGCAGUAGGAGUUGAGACGUUGUGGAUGUAAGCACUCAACUCCAUACCCUUAAUUGAUUUUCCAUGAUUACUGGCUAGUUUAACAUCAGCAUUUGGAUUUUCUCUGGUAGAUGGAAUAUCCCCAACACAUUUGGGAGCUAUUACCACAGACAUUAUCCGUUAUGACUUUAAGGUGACGACUGAAAUUUAAAAUGGAUUUGCAAAGACCUUCUUAAUGCUUAUAUUAAGUUCAUUAUUGUUUUAUAGUACUGAUUUUAAUCGCAUAUUAACAAUUAAUGUAAUUAAUAGUUUUGAGGCUAUUUAUUUCAUUAUAUAUAUAUUUAUAUACAUAGUUUGAAAUUGCAGACUGUAGUGCUUUCUGAUAUUAAUUUUGUCAUCUGAUAAUUUUUCACAUUACAACUGGAAAUGUAGAUUAUUGAAGAGAAAUGGGCUUUUAGUAAGCCAGAUAAACAUUUUUUUAUGUAUAGAGUGAACUAAAAACUUUUAUAAUAUUGGUUUCUGUUGUCAAAAAGUGCCUUACUGUCAGUUGUUAUUGAUUCAUGUAUCUGUUUAGCUCACUUGGUAGAGCACUUGUUUAGAUGAUGAUAGAAUUCAAAAAGCUAAACAAAAUGAAGACAUAUUUUCAUUAUGUAUUCAUCACCUUUAUAGCUGGACUUUUCAAUUUGUGCCCACUGUUAAUCUUAGCCAAGUAAAAUUGUACAAGUAUAAACAUUUUUAAAUAAAUAAAGAUUAGGAAGUAGGAAUUGGAGCACCAAAAAGUAAGGAAACAAGGUAGGAAUGGGCUUGAUAACAUUACAACACUUGGUGGUUUUGGACACAGUGCAACCUCAAAGUAGGUGUGCCCAUCCUUCUGCCAUUUCUAUUUCGUGUGCUUUUUGUAACUUGGUAAUUUCUCAAACUAAAUGAAUGGUGUAUAUAGCUAAAUUCCUCUGUUGUAAACUUUGUUUCAGCAUCCAAGUACAAACAUAUGUAUACAAUCAAAUUACCUGACCCUAACAAAAUGCAUAAUGUCGGUGUUUGAUGUUGGAAGUUAGGCAGGAAGUUCCAGUGGUCAUACUUUGCUUAUGGGAGAAAUUAUAGCUAUCUGACUGAUAAGGGGUGGGACAAACGAAUAUUAUCAAAACUGAUAAUUUUUGAAAUUUUUUAAUUUGUUCAGUAUUUUGAAAGAAUCAGAUACUGAUAAAACUCAAGUUUGUCCAACACAAAACCCUUGAGUCAGAUUUAUAUAACUUAAAACUUCACUUUCAAUAGUUAGAUGAUAGUUAUAAUCUGGAGGUAGAGAAUCUAUAUAGUCCACAUUUUUUUUACCUGGCUAAGACAGCUGCAGACUGAUCACAUAGCAUGUGUGCAUAUGCAAUCAUGCACCUGCAUAUGAUAUGAAGGCAGGUUGCUACAUGGCAACUCACAGUGUGUGCUUGUAAUCACAGAAUAUGGAUACUAGUAUAUUGUUAUCUCGUUAGUAAUUUUGCAAACUGGUUAUUGUUAUUAAUUGCUAUAUACCAAGGUUAUAAGUAAAACUAAGAAAAAUGCUUUUAGGCAAAGUAGCGUAAUUCAAUCAUGUGCAUCAAAUUUGCAUAAGAUGAAGGUAUGAGAGAGCUAUACCUUUCCAACAACGUUAAUCAAUCAGUCAGCCAGAUAGACAAAUUUGUGGUUUUGUGAAAUUUUUGUUUUUACUCUACAACUUUCUCAAGUGCUUUGGUGGCUUGUUACUCUGCAGUUGGUUUGUUUACUACUCGAGAGUGUGUGUAAAGCUCUUAUAAAGUUUUGUUUACAUACUGUUUGCAGUAUGUUUGAGAUUUUAAUUGGUAUUGCACAUGUGGCUCAUUCCUACUAUAAGUAAUAUGGUACCUAUGAUGGCAGUAGUCAAAUAUAAUAAUUCUUAAUGAAAUUUCGAAGAUAUUGUAAAUGUUAGGUAUCAGAUUUAGCUUAUUGGUAUUAGCAGGAUAAAAUUAUACGUUCUCAUGUUUUGUACUUUCUAAUAAUGAAGUCAUAAUGAUUUUAUUCUAGUAACAUUCACAGUUGAUUCUUAUUGAGAAAAUAAAUUUAUUUAUUCUCUACCAUUAAGAUGUUUACUUUUAGGAAUUAGUGUUUGUAAGAACAUUAUUAGUGCAUUAUGGGAAUGGGUAUUUUUAAGUGAGUCAACAACAUUUAAGUCGUUUCUAUUUAUUAGCUAAUCUGUUGAUAUUGACUGGGUAAGAAAAUAUUUUCUAAAUGUAUUUAGAUGUUAGCCCACUAAUGGUCACACUGAGUUUUUUUAUAUAAAUGAAAUUAUAUUUCAUACAAUUAGUUUAAUGAUUCCUGAGUCUUAGUUGAUGUAUCAACCUGUCUUUUCAACUUUGUAAACAGAUUUUAAUAAACAUAAUCAAAUGCCAAAAGUUUAGAAAAUAUAGUUGUUGAAACAUAUAAGUCAAAAUAUUAUAAUAAAGAAAUGUAUGAGAAAUUGGAUUCUAAACAGAUUUCACAAUUUUUAUAGAUAAUUAAAUUGAGGUCGUGUAUUACAAUUACAUGCUAUUUAUAUUUUGAAUGUACUUAUACAUCACCUUAAAUGUGAUAGAUACUAAUGUUUUUAUAAUGAUAAUACAUUAUUGCAAACAUUGGAUUUUUGAGCUAAUUUUCUCUGCUUCACUUUAAUGUAAGGUUGUGUAUUAAAAUAUUUCUCAAUCUAUAUUAAAGGCUUCUCAUGACAUGCUGUUUGUAUUUAAUAUUUAUUCAUAAGCCAAAUAAUCUUGAUCGCUUUCUACACGGUAUGGAAACCUCGUUAUUGUUAUAAUGUAAAAUGUUGAUGAAUUUUCGUAUAAGAUCCAACUAAUUUUUUAUUUAUAAUUUAUGACGUAUUAGUGGCAUUAAAAUGACUUUAUUAGUGA
Messenger RNA from Limulus polyphemus (Atlantic horseshoe crab), 6258 nucleotides. RefSeq names its product protein-cysteine N-palmitoyltransferase HHAT-like (gene rasp). Gene Ontology annotation, biological process: protein palmitoylation. Gene Ontology annotation, molecular function: palmitoyltransferase activity. NCBI's taxonomy places the organism in Eukaryota, Metazoa, Arthropoda, Merostomata, Xiphosura, Limulidae. Gene Ontology annotation, cellular component: endoplasmic reticulum. The coding region runs from base 123 to 1604 and encodes 493 amino acids. The record is from RefSeq and is a predicted model, not a curated record. The transcript is spliced from 11 exons.